AUGUACCUUCCACCCAUCCUGCGGUUGCAUCGAAGGGCGUACAUGUUGAAGUCAGAGAAUAAAUGCUCAUAUUACACACAUCGCACUGGAGAAACAUAUGCUGGCACCCUUGACGAAGACCUGUAUCAUCUUGAGCUGUGGGAAGAAAUACCGACAUUAUUCAAUAAUCGAAUGACGGACGAGGAAUUCGAGAUCUUUGUUCGUCUAGAUGGAGGGGUCAAAUUCGAGGAAGUAGAAAGGGCCCCGUCCGACCACUUGCAUCCGACGGCGAGCGAGCUGGACAACGCAGCCUGUUAUUUCAACGACGAGGAUCUGUAUCAGCAUCUCGAUGACUACGAUUAUCCACACGGUGUAGACGACGAAUGCGACGGGUAUAUGAGGGAUGUAGUAUACAACAGUAACUCAUGGACUGCAGGAAAUGAAUUGGUGGAAGAGAGUGACGGCGAGGAGGUUCAGAUGUUUCGAGAAGAUGAUGCACAGCUGGAUGUCGCACGAUACUUCUACGCCAGCGAUCUUUGCGACCGAGGGUACAUACAUGAGCCAAUGCAUCCGAUGCAUGAGGAUCUACCGCAGACAGUGGUAAUGGAACUGUGUCCUGAACGGCAGGAUAGGACAAACUCUAGUAGCGUUCCUGAUAAGAGCGAUGCGAUAGAAGAAACACGGGGAACCAAGGUGAUCUUGAGGAGUAGCUUAUAG
Messenger RNA from Psilocybe cubensis, 696 nucleotides. RefSeq lists its product as uncharacterized. The record is from RefSeq and is a predicted model, not a curated record. NCBI's taxonomy places the organism in Eukaryota, Fungi, Basidiomycota, Agaricomycetes, Agaricales, Agrocybaceae. The transcript has 2 exons. Bases 1 to 696 code for a protein of 231 amino acids.